CAUGAACAGCGGAACUGAAAGCGAAUUAUGAACUGAAACUGAAUUGAAUUGUCGUCGAAACGAAACCCUGAAACACUUUUCUCACCGAGUCCGACUCCGAGUUCAAAUCCGAGUUGACUCAUCCACCAUUCUCUUCUCUCCGUCGCCACAAACACUCUUUUUUCUUCUCCCCAACAAAUCAACUCAAAAUCUCGUUGAUUUCUUCAUCCUUCUCUUUCUUCUUCUUCUUCUUCUUCUAUAUUCGAGGUUGUAAAUUGUUCUUGGUGCGCCCUCCCUCACCCAAUUCCAAACUCGUGGAUCUGGUUCUCUCAAACUGGCUAUGGAUUACGAACCCUACGACAGUAGUGGAACCGAUGAUGAUCUUCCGCCAACCCAUCAAAAUAGAAUUCCCAGGGGAGGACGUCUUGCCGGGAAUGGAAGAUCUGCCGUUGGUUCAAUUCCAUACCCCAGGGUGUAUGGUGAAAUCGAUAUGGAAACCCAAAUUCAUCAACUUGAGCAGGAAGCAUACAGUUCAGUUCUGAGAGCCUUUAAAGCUCAAGCUGAUGCCAUUACUUGGGAGAAAGAAAGUUUGAUUACAGAGCUGAGAAAAGAGCUGAGAUUAUCUAAUGAGGAACACAGAGAACUCUUAGGCCGGGUUAAUGCGGAUGACACAAUACGGAGGAUAAGGGAAUGGAGACAGACAGGUGGGCAUCAGUCUGGCGUAAUGAAUACUGGUCAAGCUUUACAUGAUUCAGUUCCCAGUCCGUCGGUUUCUGCAUCUCGCAAAAAGCAGAAGAUUACACCACCUGUACCACCACGCUCUUUUGGUGGGCCUUCUCCCCCAUUUCACCCACAAACGGUGACUGCAUCUCAUCAGCCAUCUUCUUCUGCAGCAAAACGAGGAUCUGUUCCUGGAUCUAAGGGAAAGAAGCAAAAAUCUGGUCCAAUAUUACCUGGUGUAUCUUCAAAGCAGUUUCCUCCUUCAGGACCAGGUGGAAGGAAUCAAGUACAGAAUCAAGUACCUAAUAGAGCUGUCAUGGGUGAACAUGCCGAGGGUGGAUCUUUUGGUCCUAUGAUCGGUAGGAGAGUGAGGACAAGAUGGCCUGACGACAAUAACUUUUAUGAAGCUGUUAUCUCUGACUACAAUCCAAUUGAUGGCCGGCAUAAUCUGGUCUAUGACAUGGGGAGUACAAAUGAAACAUGGGAAUGGGUUAAACUAUCAGAGAUAUCUCCCGAAGAUAUUCAGUGGGUACCUGAGGAUCCUGGAAUUAAUCAUCGUGGGGGUUUGGGGGGCUCUGGUCAUGGGAUGAAUAGGUCUGUUGGACGUGAUAGUGUUCCAGGAGUUGGAAGAGGUAGAGGGGUUCCUAAAGGUCAAUCUAGAAAAGAUUUCUUGUCAUCACAGAAUGGCGCAGGAAAGAAGGCUCCUGAUGAUAUUCAGAUUCUUCAUACAGACACACUAAUACAGGAGGUGGAGAGGGUAUUUAGUGCAAAUCAUCCUGAUCCUCUUGAAAUUGAGAAAGCAAAGAAAGUAUUGAGGGAGCAUGAGCAGUCUCUCCUUGAUGCACUUGCAAGACUUGCCGAACUUUCUGAUGGUGAAAGUGAUGGGGCAGGUCAUCAUUUCCCACAGCGUCGAUCAAUGGAUCGAGAAUGAUGGGAGAACUUGUUACUUUGUACAAUGAGUGGAUGAGGCAUUAUGAUAGCAUAGUUCUGGAAAAAUGGUGUAUCUUUCAUGUAUUUUAUGAGAAAUACUCAAUUUCACUGUUUAGUGGUUUAUAGCUGUAGCCAUGUUCUUGUGGAUUAGGUAUCAUGUAGGACGGCAAUUGUUGUAGUUUGGUAAUAAUUAUUUAUUAUCGAGUUUAAAAUUUGACGUAGGAACAACUGAUACUUGUUUAGUACUCCACAUUUGUGAUUAAUGUGUUUAGUGUAUAAAUUCUUGUA
Messenger RNA from Lathyrus oleraceus (garden pea), 1917 nucleotides. Its product is annotated as protein EMSY-LIKE 3. Gene Ontology annotation, biological process: defense response to fungus. The record is from RefSeq and is a predicted model, not a curated record. Gene Ontology annotation, cellular component: nucleus. Lineage: Eukaryota; Viridiplantae; Streptophyta; Magnoliopsida; Fabales; Fabaceae. The transcript is spliced from 10 exons. Bases 320 to 1630 code for a protein of 436 amino acids.